AUGACCCCGGGCCCAGAUGUCGCUCCCACCCCUCCCCACCCCUCCGCGUCCCUCCUCGCACCUCCCCACCCCUUCCCACCCUCCUGGACCAAGGUGUAUCACCUAGGAGAAGACACCACUCGCUCCCCCUCGCCGCUCUCCUUCCCCCCGGACGUCCCUCCAGCGCCCCACCUGGAGGACUGCACGGCCAAGACUGCCCUGAGGGUGAAGGCAGAGGCGAGGGGGGCGCAUGGGGAGGACCCUGAGUGGGUGCGACCGGGCAGGUGCUGCAACUGCACGCCCCAACCCCCUUGGAUCCGCGGUUCUGACCCGGCGAAUCUCGCGCUGACACGUGUCUUCCAGCGGGACCUGUGGGAGCGGCAGUUCCCCGCCAGCUGUGCCGGGCGGCGGCUAAUGAUAACCGACUGGCCCCCCAAGCACCAUGGCACCGGCAACAUGGUGCAUGUGAUGGGGUCGUUUCUGAACGCCGCCGUGCGGCACAACAGGACGCUCGUUGUCCGCCCCCACACCUUCCACCGUGCUAGCGGGCAGGAGUGCGCAGACAUCGGGCAGGAGGGCGAGUGGGAGUGUUACUUCUUCCCCGUCGCCUCCCCAGACUGCCUCAAAGUCGCUCUCGCAGCAGAAGCAACAGCACCUAUCGCUCUGUUCAACGAUACCAAGGAAACGGUGCUGGCGUCGGCUACUCAAGUGGUCAUUUGCAACGACACCCACUACCACCACGACGCUGCAAGAGCUGCCAGCCUCUGGGUGGCGCCUGACGGCAGACCGCCCGAGCUGGAGCAUCCAUUCACCAUCGAGCAGCUGGGGAGAAUCUGGGUGCCCAACGACAACCACAUUGGGGAGCGUUGGUGGCGCUCCCAAACCGCACGCUUUCUCCUCCGCUGGCCCUCUGCCCUGCUCUGCCACAUCACCAACCGCGUGCGACACAACACCUACGGGAUGGCUGUAGCAGAGCGGGUCGUAUCCGCUACAGCCAAGCAACAGACCAUUCUCCACUCCACACCCCCCAACACUCCGGAAUCCCAGCACUUGAACUCUCUCCCUGACGCCUCUUCUGCUGUUCCGCCUUCUGUCGCAUACAAGUCGAGCCUAGCCGGGACUGUAUGGCAGAUGAAGGGAUUCGCGGGGUGUGUGAGAACGCGGUGUAAUGAAUCCGAGGCGUGUGCGGGAGCGGGGAGUGCGAAUGCGGGGGGAGGUGCGGCGUUGGAGUUUUCCUCGUUACAAGACGAACCGUUUAUAUUCCGGCCGUACGUCAGCCUGCACGUGCGGCUGAGCGAUAAAUACCUCGAGAUGAAGCUACACUUCUUCGCGACUUAUAUGUACUUUAUGUAUAAGCUGCGGGCGCACGUGCCGAACCUGGAGCACGUGUGGCUCAGCACAGAGAUGCAGAGCGUGAUUGAGGAAACUUCCAACUUUCCGGAUUGGACCUUCCACUACACGACGAGUGGGCGGGUGACGAGUGCAACGCAGAUGCAGGAGGAACAUGUGAAGGACAAGCAGCGCACGGGGGAGAUUUUCGCGAAUCUCAUCAUCACGACGCAAGCGGAUUAUUUCGUCGGCGCGCUCGCGUCGAAUUGGAACCGUCUGAUCGACGAGCUGAGAUCGACCAAUGGGAGGCUGUACUCGGGACACGUGGCUCUGAAUGAGGCCUGGACAUGA
This is a messenger RNA of Closterium sp. Naga37s-1, 1659 nucleotides long. The record is from the annotation of a GenBank genome assembly. Lineage: Eukaryota; Viridiplantae; Streptophyta; Zygnematophyceae; Desmidiales; Closteriaceae.